CCAAAAAUGAAUGAUCCCCAUGGGACAUUCCUCUGCAAGAAGACUGUAAACAAACAAAUCACUGAAAAGGUGAAAGAAAAUUGAAUUCUGUUUUCGUGAGACAGAAAAAGCAAGUGGUCAUUUACGCAGCAAGAAAAUGGAAGAGGAAACAUUUGAUUUAGGGCAAACAAAAGCGAGGAAUGCAAAGCAGGGUCGACGGGCCAGAAACAGAAAAGAACCAACCCAAGUCGAUGAAGAUGAGACACAAGAAGAGCAGAUGCCUCCAAUUUCAAGUGAUAACUUAGAAACUUCUGGUCCUCCUGGUAGACCAGCUAAAGCUGUAUCAGGUUGGGGAGAGGAAACACCCAGACGUCCACGAACACGUCAACUAGGAGAAGGGCUUGAGGUCUAUGAAGAUGAGAGAUUACGACCUAGAAGUCCUGCAAUUGAUAAUGAUGAAUCUGAUAACGAUAUACCAAUAAUACCGGAGUUAGAAGACCAACAAGAUGAAGAUAUGACAUCAGCUGUAGCUUCGGCACCAAAUGUAGCUGUAAAUCGUGUGGCAACAUUCCGUGAACUUGAUGAUGAUUUAUUACGACAGGCAGCUUUCCUUACUUUAGAUAAUGAAAUUGAUUUAAAACUUUUAACCAAAUCUUUAUCACCCAAAGAAGACCUUAUUGAGGAUGAUAAACCAUGGGACUGGGAUAGAUUAUUUACAGAAGUUACAUCAGACCUCAUAACAGAAUGGGAGAAAAAUGAAAGCACAGAAGCAAAAGAGGAAUAACUCUGAUAAUUUUAUUUAAUAUAUUUAUUUAUAUCUUCAUGGUAUACACAUAUCCGUCCGUUUGUUUCAUGUUUUAAUAUUAAACACUAUCACAUCAA
This is a messenger RNA of Patella vulgata (common limpet), 861 nucleotides long. Its product is annotated as intraflagellar transport protein 43 homolog A. The record is from RefSeq and is a predicted model, not a curated record. Lineage: Eukaryota; Metazoa; Mollusca; Gastropoda; Patellidae. Gene Ontology annotation, cellular component: intraciliary transport particle A; cilium. Gene Ontology annotation, biological process: intraciliary retrograde transport. Bases 137 to 763 code for a protein of 208 amino acids. The transcript is spliced from 9 exons.